Molecule: messenger RNA, 3473 nt
Organism: Lingula anatina
Lineage: Eukaryota; Metazoa; Brachiopoda; Lingulata; Lingulida; Lingulidae
Product: rab GTPase-activating protein 1-like
Biological process (GO): regulation of GTPase activity
Molecular function (GO): small GTPase binding; GTPase activator activity
Source: RefSeq, a predicted model, not a curated record
UUUGGAAUGUUGAUCAGUCCAGGACGCAAUGUAAAGCACAGUGACAUGCAUCUACUGGACAUGGUCCAUAUGGGUCAGGGUAACGAUGGCAAAGUGUACAUUAUCUCUGGUAAUUGGGAUCCCAAGGACUCUGCAUUUGGGAUACUAAAUACGGAGACACCCAAAGACACUCGUGUAUUCAUGACAGUGGCUGUAGAUUUGGUUAUUGCUGGUAUACGGGAACCAGUGCGCUUUGUGAUUGAAACCAAGGCCAAAAUCUUCCCCCAGAAUGAACGCUUCUGGUACAUCAACAAAAAGCCACUUCAGGAGAAGUUCCAUUUGAAACUUAAGGAGGUUGAGAGCACUGAUGGCGAUGAGGCGGCAUAUGAAGUCGUCAGUAUCAUCAGUCAGACGGAGAAGGACAGGAAGAAGGCCAACCUCAGUCUGAACAUCUCCCCAACCAAGAACAUUCCGGAAGAUGUCAAGACUCCAAAUGGAGAUGAAUCCUCAGAUCCUGAUGAGCCCAUCAUGUCAGGGUCAGGCAGUGUGAGCAAGGAGAUUACAGAUGAAGAGUUGCUGAAAGCUUGGGGCGACACCCUCAAAGUCUGGCAUCAGAAUCUGGCUUUAAGGCCUAAACAGGUCCAUCAGCUGUGCAGGAAGGGGAUCCCCGAGGCCCUCCGUGGAGAGGUGUGGCAGCUACUGGCUGGAUGUCAGGACAGCAAGGACAUGUUUGAAGCCUUCAGGAUACUCAUCACUAAGGACAGCGUGAGUGAGGAUGUUAUCAUGAGGGACAUAAAUCGUACCUUCCCGGCCCAUGACUACUUUAGAGAAACAGGAGGACUGGGACAGGAUGCUCUCUAUAAAAUCAGCAAGGCAUACUCUGUGUAUGAUGAAGAAAUUGGUUACUGUCAAGGACUAUCAUUUCUAGCAGCUGGUUUAGUUUUACAUAUGCCAGAGGAGCAAGCCUUUGCUGUACUGGUGAAGAUAAUGUUUGACUAUGGCCUGCGUGAUCUGUUCAAAAACAGUUUUGAUGACUUACACUUGAAAUUCUACCAGCUGGAAAGACUUAUGCAGGACCAACUGUCCGACCUGUAUGAGCACUUCAUGGAGCUGAGGCUUGAGGCUCACAUGUAUGCCUCCCAGUGGUUCCUGACACUGUUCACUGCCAAGUUCCCUCUCUUCAUGGUGUUCCACAUCAUGGAUGUCUUCCUCAGUGAGGGCAUGAAUACCAUUUUCCAUGUGGCACUGGCACUGUUGAAAAGCAACAGAAAGGAGCUGCUAGCCUUGGACUUUGAAGGAAUUCUCAAAUAUUUUCGGGUCCAGCUGCCAAAGAAGUACAGAUCGGAGGAGAAUGCCCGCGAGCUGCUGACCACUGCUGUGAGCUGGAAGAUAAGCUCCAAGAAGCUGAAAAAGUAUGAGAAGGAGUACAUGAGCAUCAAGGAAGCCCAAAUGCAGCAGGAAGACCCUAUUGAGAGAUAUGAGCGUGAGAACAAGCGUCUGAUGGAAGCCAACAUGAGGCUGGAGCAGGAGAACGAUGACCUGGCCCAUGAGCUAGUGACCAGUAAGAUACAGCUCCGGAGUGACCUGGAUGCUAUGGAAGCUAGGACCUUUGAGUCUGAAGAUAAAGCAGAUGCCCUGGCAAAGGAACUGCUGUCAACCAAGACUGAUCUGGUGGAGCUGGAGGAGGAAAAGAAGAGAUUGGAGACAGAAUCAGCACAGUUGAAGGACAUGUGCAGGAGAGAGCUGGAAAAGCUGGACCAGGAGAGCAGCAGAAAUAACGCCAUUAUUGCAGAGUACAAGCAGAUCUGCACCCAGUUGAGUGAGCGCUUAGAGAAGCAGGCAUCUGCCAGUAAGAUAGAUCUGGCCAAAAUCAAGGAAGUGAUUUCUGGCUGUGAUCGGUGCACAAAGCUCGCUAACACGGAUACCCAGUUGAAAUCGAUGGAUACUUCGAUGACCAUUUCCGAUGGUGCGGACCCAAACCAAGUGUUGGAUGCAACCAAGCAGAUUCGGGAGCUCGAACUGGAGCUGGCACAAACGAAGCUAGCACUUGUUGAAUCCGAGUGCAAGACACAGGACUUAACGCAUCAGCUUAACGCAGCUUUAACAGAGUUACAAGCCUCAAAGAAUACUUGGUUUCAGAAGACGUUUAACUCAAUAAAAGAAGCGGCGGCAAAACGAGAUCCUAAAGAGAGGGAUAGCAAGGAUCACAAGGAAAAAGAAAGAGAGAAUAAGGAACGGAAAGAGAGCAUGACUUAAAAAGAAAAUUUAGUCUCUAGUUUAAGUGGGUCAGAGUUCACAUAACACACAAUAAAUUGUUGCUAUAGAGACCAAUAGGACAAUGGGAAGUUUGACUUAAUAGGAAGAAAUUCCAAUUCCACUACCUUUCUGUAAUCGGAAAGAAAGCUAGUGGCUGAAUCUGUUGAUAUGUGCCAAACUGUCAUUCGGGCAACAGAUUUUUAUGUGUGUCAAUUUCUUCUCAGUGUGAAAUUGUAUUUAUGGCAUAUAUAGCUCAACUGUUACGAGUCGUAGUCAGUCACCAGUGUGUGUGGACAAAGUAUUGUUAUUGACACAGACAAUUUAACUAAAAGAAUGUCACUUUUACAUCUAUAGAUUUUUUGUGCGUUGUUGAUUUACUAUGUUAGUAAAUACCAUGCUUGUAGGCAGAGGAUCACUACAUUAGAACAUGCCAGAUGUAGUUUCAUUGCUGAAAAUGUGACUCGUAUGCUGUACAUAACUAGUGUUGACAUUGUUAUUGAUGUUUUUAAAAAAAAUGAGAUGAUUUUGACUGGCACUCUUGCAUACAUUCAAGAACUUCUCAUUUUAAGAAUUGGAUUUGUGUAUAGUUCCAUGGUCGCAGUAAUAGCAGUCUGCUUGCUAAUGCUUCAUGUAUUAGUUAACGACAGCAGCAACCUACUUGUGAAAAUGCUGUGUAAUUUGAUGGAGACUUUCUUUUCUUUAACUACACCUGGUAUAAAUUGAGAUUAAAAUCCAAAGAUAUUUUCAGCCAUGCAGUGUACAACGUACUUUCAGAUGGAAGUCAUUAUGGUGUUGAUGGGUGAUAGUGCACUCCUUACUGCCUGUGUUGUGAUGUUGUGUCACGAUGGAAGUAUACUUGUGCAAUAGAACACUGUGUGUGUGUGUGAGAGAGAGAGAGAGGGAGAGAGAGCUUAAAAAUAAUCUGUGCACUGGUGCAUUUAUAAAGUUUUUGAAAGGCCGAAUAUUUUCAUGUCUUUCAAAGCAAGCACAAUUGUAUUUCAAGGAGGUUAAGUACAUCAUUUAUUUGGACUUCCUGAACUUUUUUUUUAGCCUGCAGCACUACUAUUGUCAAAUGCUAGUAUUUAAACUAUUAUUCAUUGGAUUGCUGCGUGUUUACACAUUUGUCUGUAUCUGGUUUCCUGUACAUCUUGGCAAGGUAAUUUUGCCCAAGACUGCAUAUUUUGAGGGUUAUAUUAUGGACAAUAGGGUGACUUCUCUGUCUCUUCCUCCUCUCCCCC